CACGACGUCAAGCCGCCGCCUCUCUUCACUGGUCGAGCGUGUGGUGGCAGUGUCUGGGUUUUAGUGGGUUGUACUCUUCAAGCCCAUUCAGAUGCUGCGUGUGCUGGGCAAGGCAGCGGGCCGUCUGCUGGCCGGCGAGGCGUCGGCCAGCGGCCAGACGGCCCGGGCCAUCGGCACCUACGUCAUCCCCGACCAUCUGGCGACGAUCCCGGAGCAGGAGGACCCCGAGUUCUUCGAGAUGGUGGAGUACUUCUUCCACCGCGGCUGCCAGCUGGUGGAGCCGCAUCUCGUCGACACGAUGAAGUCGCGCGUCUCGCGGGAUGACAAGGCGCUCAAGGUGCGCGGCAUCCUGCAGAUGAUGGAGCCGUGCCAUCACGUCAUCGAGAUCUGCUUCCCGCUGAAGAAGGACGACGGCAGCUUCGAGAUGAUCACCGGCUAUCGGUCGCAGCACUCGCAGCACCGCGUGCCCACCAAGGGAGGUGGGUCCGGCGCUGCGGCGCUUAAGCAGAGGCCGCGGAGACGGAAUGACGAGUCCAGCUGA
Molecule: messenger RNA, 541 nt
Organism: Pollicipes pollicipes
Lineage: Eukaryota; Metazoa; Arthropoda; Thecostraca; Pollicipedomorpha; Pollicipedidae
Product: glutamate dehydrogenase, mitochondrial
Exons: 3
Coding region: 92-541 (149 amino acids)
Biological process (GO): L-glutamate catabolic process
Cellular component (GO): mitochondrion
Molecular function (GO): L-glutamate dehydrogenase (NAD+) activity
Source: RefSeq, a predicted model, not a curated record